Molecule: messenger RNA, 8500 nt
Organism: Podarcis raffonei (Aeolian wall lizard)
Lineage: Eukaryota; Metazoa; Chordata; Lepidosauria; Squamata; Lacertidae
Gene: NSD1
Product: nuclear receptor binding SET domain protein 1
Exons: 22
Coding region: 373-8247 (2624 amino acids)
Biological process (GO): regulation of DNA-templated transcription
Cellular component (GO): nucleus; chromatin
Molecular function (GO): protein binding; histone H3K36 methyltransferase activity
Source: RefSeq, a predicted model, not a curated record
GGAGAGUGCGAGGAGCCAGGCCAGGCCAGGCCUGCUCUGCUGCGCUCCCUGCAACCAGCAGCGGCAGGAUGGAUGCUGCGCUAUUGUGAAAGGCGACAUUAGGCUGCGCCGAUCAGGAGGCAAUGUUGCCUGGGUAGCUGCGGGCCGGUGGAAGAGGCAUGCAGCCGGCUCGGUGCAGGCUCUCUGCGGCCCCAGAACCAGGAGCGGGAGGCGUUUGCUGGGCCGCCGCCGCCGCCGCCGCCGCGGAGGAGGAGGAGCAGCAGCAGCAGCAGCAGUAGAAGUGGCUGCCAUUUUGGAGAACAAGGCCCUGGAGGGUUUGCCUGACCCCAUUGUUGCUGUGUUUGCUUCACAGGUUGAUGCCCGCCGCACAGGAUGGAUCAGGCCUGCGAAGUGAGCAGGAGGGGCUACCUGCCCCCCUUCGCCAGCCCUUUGGCGUUAGAUGUGCCGGAAAACGGGGACGGCCCUUACGGGGGGGAGGGUCAGAGCCGAAGCCCCGAGCCACCUAAUGGGUGCACCAUGCAGUCAAAGGCUGCUGCUGCUGCCUAUGGCCCAAACCCUUCCCCGUGCUACAUCCCGCUGCGCAGGCUGCAGGAUUUGGCCUCCAUGUUCAGUGCCGAAUAUUUAAAUGGCUCAAAAGAUGGCUCUGAUUGUUUGCAGGAAGUUGAAAGGAGCGACUCCAGCGCCGAGCUCUGCGAUUCUUCAGUGUUAACCGACUCAGAAGACUUCACCCGGCAUGACUCGGCAAGACUCCUGGAUUUUGAUUCCAUCUCUCCUUGCUUGGAGGACGACCCGGAGGUGGAUUCCGAAACAUCAUUCCUAAAAGCAGAUGAAAGCCCAGAAGAGGAAGCUGAGUUUAUGAUGGAGGACAGAGACACCGGCACCUACAGUGAGGAGGGAGAGCCCGAGGAUGGGAUGGAACUGAUUGAGGAGAUCCAAGGAGGACGCUCCAUAGAAAUUAGACACAAUGAGACAAUGUCUACCUUGUUCCCAAUCGGCUUUCCUCGAGAGCAAAUACAAAGUAACACUUGCAAAGAGGCUGCAGUAGGAAAUAGAACUGAAAAACUAGACCUGCGCCCAGUGUCUUAUUUUCCUGGAGAUACAGAUUUAAAAACAGAAAAACAGUGCAGCAUUACGAAGAAGGUAUCUGAAAAAGAAAAUCCAGCCCAAGGUCCCAUCACACUAGGAAACUUGAUAGAAAGGCUUGAAACUUCAAUUACUGCAAAAUCAUCAUCCGCAGCAGCAGCAGCAGCAUUGCCACCUGGUCGAAAUAAGAAGAAACCUGCUCCGGUGAAGUAUGAAACUGGAGACCUUGUAUGGGCAAAGUUCAACAGACGUCCAUGGUGGCCCUGUAAAAUUUCCCAUGAUCCUGUGCUAGACACGCAUUCAAAAAUGAAAGUGUCCAAUCGCAGACCACAUCGAGAAUACUAUGUGGAAGCCUUGGGAGACCCAUCUGAAAGAGCUUGGGUUGUGGGGAAAGCUAUUGUAGUCUUUGAAGGAAGACAUCAGUUUGAAGAACUGCCUGUCCUUCGGAGAAGAGGGAAGCAAAAAGAGAAAGGUUACAAGCACAAGGUUCCUAAGAGGUUUCUGGCAAAAUGGGAGAUCAGUGUUGGCCUUACAAAUGAUUAUUUAAAGCAGAACAGUGCUCAAAAAUACAUCCUGACUUCCAGCAAACCAGACAGUGAGAAGGAUGUGCAUUUAAUGGGAUCUUGUACAAAGGACUCCUUAAAUGAACAGAGCAGACAACUGAAUGGAUGUUUGAAAUCACUAACAUUGGACUCCAAACAUUUGACCCAUGAUAAGGGGAAAGUGUUCACCAAAUCCCGAAACAAGAAGAGCUCCGACACCCGGAGGAGAACUAGAGUAAGAAAAAGUAGCACCAAACUGGAGGCAUCCAAGAGAGAAAGUGGGGGGAAAGGACCAGUAAGCAAAGCUAAAAAUAUGGUUGCUGCAGAUAUGCCAGAGAAGCAGGCUUCUCAUGAACUUUGCAGAAUAGCAAAGAGCCUAAUGGGAUCCAAAGGCAGCAUGGAAAACUACUUGCUCUCUUCUUUUGGAGAAAGACAAUUCGAAAAUAAAUAUAAGAAACCAGGGUUUGAUAAUAGCAGCUGCCAGCAGGAAACAUCCAAAGCGGACAUGAAGAAAAAGAGAAAUCCAGCAGGCUUCACGUGCAGUUCAAAGCUACAGCAGCACUAUUCCAGAACUGAUGCUGGAGCAGAGAGGAAACAAAUAGACUCUGAUUCAUCAGAUAACGGUACCUGUGAUCUAGACUCCCUUGACCAAAGUUUAGCAGCAGCAGCAGCUUAUAGUGUCUUGAAGAAUAGUGACUCUGUAAAUAAAAGUGGAAAAGAACUGUGUUCAGGGCAAAGAGAUAUUAAACAUUCUGCACCUGUCUCAAAAAGCAGCAAUCGAAGCCGCAAACCUCCAGAAGGUUCUCUAGACAGGAAUAUCAAUGUUGAAACAGGAGGUGAGGAAUUCCGUGAGCCAUCCCUUGCAGCUGAGGUGGCUUCAGUUUACAGGAAUGACAAUCUUAUCAAUGUAGAUAAGCACACUACACUCCAAAGUAAGGGGUUUAUAAGUCAAAUGGAUGCAAAACAGCCUCAGUUCAGAAGUAUAAAAUGCAAGCAUAAAGAAACUGCUGCUGGGACAGACUCCUCUCUUAAGGAAGAUGAAUGUAGCCCCGACUGCUGCUUUUCUGCUACCAAAGGUUCUCCUGGGUCUCAGUUAGAUAUGCCUAACAAAAGUGGGAAGGCUGAUGGCCCCAAACUGCUGAACAGCACAAAUGAGAAACCUGGUGAUUCUGCUGAAAUAGAAACGGCAGUUGUGAAACACGUGCUUUCAGAACUGAAGGAGCUGUCGUAUAGGUCCAUGAAUGUUGAAGCGAAAGACUGUGGGCCGCCUAAGACCACAGUGCCCUUACUCUUUUCAUCUGUCUCUGGGCAGAACCAUUUGCCUAUUGAGCCCGAUUAUAAAUUCAGCACCUUAUUAAUGUUGUUGAAAGAUAUGCAUGAUAGUAAGACGAAAGAGAAACAGAUCAUGACUACUCAGAACAUAGUCUCUUAUAGGAGUUCUCACAGCGAUGAUAGUUCUGGAAGUAACACUCCGAGUGAUUUGACAUCUUUGCCUACAAUGGGAACCACUCAUAAAUUAGAAAAAAGCCAAGAUAGUGUUCGAGAACCAGAGUGUCAGAAACCCAAAGAAGGUCAGUCCUCUUUUUCACAUGGUAUCGCAACCAAGUUGAUCGAUCCCGGUGCUAACAAAAGGGAACUCACAAACGCUUCUGUUUCUGGUACAAACUGCACCGCAAGGCGCAGCUGUCCAAAAUCUAAGCAGCUAUCUAAACUAGUAGCUAAUGCAACAUCAAAGAGCAAAACACUAAAGCGGUUGUCUAAUUCAGCUGAGAGUGUGCCCCGCCAGGAUAGAGCGGCCCAAGGCUCAGUUGCUAGUGCUCUAGACAAUGCAAAGGAAGAUGUUGCAAGGAAAGUGUCUUGGGAGUUGAUGGGACACUCCCCUGACGAAGACUCUGCAAGUUCCUCUGAUGACAGUUUAGUUCGUAUAAGAAUGAAGUCAGAAUAUGAUAAAAAGAGAGAGAGCUGCAACUCCUUUGAAAAUGGGGAGUUGGAUUCAGGACUGAAUAGAGAAGGCUCCUUGGGUGAUGAGCCUAGAGAUGUAUGCCACGUAGCGCCCAAAAAGCGAUGGCAGCGUUUUAACCAAAGCAGUGCUAAAGCUGUAGCUCAUUCAGAGAAGAAACGCCUUAGGAAGCCAAGUAAGCGGCUUCUGGAAUAUGCAGAAGAAUAUGAUCACAUAUUUGCACCUAAGAAAAAGAAAAGGAGCCAGGAGCCAUUUCGGAAGGCAAGUACUCUAGAGAAGUCUGAAAUCAAACAGGAUUGCAGCACUGGCAAGCAAGCUCGUAACAAACAUCUAGAAAAGAAGCCUUUGGAUUCAGCUUCGUCUGCUUCUUCGUCUAAAGAGUCUCCUCCCGUUCUUGAAGCUGAGCGGUCUUUGUCAGAUGAGCCCGACUCCCAUGCCAUGGAACCAAGAUCAGAAAUGCCAGUUUUGACAUUGUCAUCACCAAAUGUUUUGGAAGGUGCUGCUGCUGCUUCUCCUUUGCAGGGAGAGAGACAGUUAAUGAAGUCAGGGAGUUUUGAGAGUAAGCGCCAGAGGAAACCAACAAAAAAGCUGUUGGAAUCCAAUGAUUUGGAUACUGCAUUCAUACCAAAGAGAGAGUGGACUUCCAUAAAGAAGUGUUCUGAGGCUGGUCCUUUGGAUACUGAAAUGUCUGAGUUGUACUCCACAUCUCAGCUUCUGGACGCUGGUGAAGCUCCUGAAAAGGUUCCAGGCAAACAGAGAAGGCGAAAGCGGCAACGACGUACUUUUGCCUCAGUGCCAUACAAGAAAGAAAAGGGUGAAGAUGUACUGGGAGAAAAUGCAAACUCUGAGGGAGAUAGGACUAAUCAUGGAACAGCUGGAAGCCCCAAGGAGACUAUUGAGGAAGGGUCUGAAAAUGACCAUGGAGUGCCUUCAUCCAAACGGAUGCAGGGGGAGCGAGGAGGAGGAGCUGCUCUCAAGGAGAACGUGUGUCAGAUCUGUGAAAAGCCAGGUGAAUUGUUGCUCUGUGAAGCCCAGUGCUGUGGAGCUUUCCACCUGCAGUGCCUCGGGCUCUCAGAAAUGCCGAAGGGCAAGUUUAUCUGCACUGAGUGUUCCACAGGAGUCCACACGUGUUUUGUAUGCAAGAACAGUGGAGAAAACGUCAAGCGGUGCUUGCUUCCCUUGUGUGGGAAGUACUAUCAUGAAGAGUGCAUACAGAAGUACCCUCCCACAGUCAUGCAGAACAAGGGCUUUCGCUGCUCACUGCACAUCUGCAUGACUUGCCAUGCAGCCAACCCAGCAAAUGUCUCCGCAUCCAAAGGUCGCUUGAUGCGCUGUGUCCGAUGUCCUGUUGCAUACCACUCGAAUGAUUUCUGCCUCGCUGCUGGGACUGUGAUCCUUGCUUCCAACAGCAUGAUUUGCCCAAAUCAUUUUAGCCCUCGAAGGGGCUGCAGAAACCAUGAGCAUGUAAAUGUCAGCUGGUGCUUUGUUUGUUCAGAAGGUGGAAGCCUUCUGUGCUGUGAAUCCUGCCCUGCCGCAUUCCACAGGGAGUGUCUGAACAUUGACAUGCCAGAGGGGAGCUGGUACUGUAACGACUGCAAAGCUGGCAAGAAGCCACACUACAAGGAGGUGGUCUGGGUUAAAGUGGGACGUUACAGGUGGUGGCCAGCUGAGAUUUGCCACCCUAGGACCAUCCCUGUCAACAUCCAGAAAAUGAAGCAUGUCAUCGGUGAAUUUCCUGUGCUUUUUUUUGGGUCAAAUGAUUACCUUUGGACCCACCAAGCUCGAGUAUUUCCCUAUAUGGAAGGAGAUGUGAGCAGCAAGGACAAGAUGGCAAAGGGAGUUGAUGGCAUUUACAAGAAGGCUCUGCAGGAAGCUGCUGUGAGGUUUGAAGAGCUGAAAACGCAAAAGGAACUGAGGCAGCUACAGGAAGACAAAAAGAAUGAUAAGAAGCCCCCUCCUUACAAACAUAUCAAGGUGAACCGGCCUGUAGGCAAAGUGCAGAUCUUCACUGCAGACUUGUCUGAGAUCCCACGUUGCAACUGCAAGCCGGCUGAUGAAAACCCCUGUGGCCUAGACUCCGAGUGUAUUAAUCGCAUGCUGCUCUAUGAGUGUCACCCUGCUGUCUGCCCUGCUGGGGAACGUUGCCAAAACCAGUGUUUUACCAAAAGGCAGUAUCCUGAAGUGGAAAUAUUCCGCACACUGGCAAGAGGCUGGGGUUUGCAAGCCAAAAGAGACAUUAAAAAGGGUGAGUUUGUCAACGAAUAUGUGGGAGAGCUGAUAGAUGAGGAGGAAUGCCGGGCCAGAAUCCGCUAUGCCCAAGAGCACGAUAUCACCAACUUUUAUAUGCUAACUUUGGACAAGGAUCGAAUAAUUGAUGCUGGACCAAAAGGCAAUUAUGCUCGAUUUAUGAACCAUUGCUGCCAGCCAAAUUGUGAGACACAGAAGUGGUCAGUGAAUGGAGAUACUCGGGUUGGCCUUUUUGCGCUCAUAAAUAUCAAAGCUGGGACUGAGCUGACUUUCAACUACAACCUGGAGUGUUUGGGGAAUGGGAAGACAGUUUGCAAAUGUGGUGCUCCAAACUGCAGUGGUUUCCUUGGAGUAAGACCAAAGAACCAGCCACCUGCCACUGAAGAGAAGUCCAAGAAGUUCAAGAGGCGGCAUGGGAAGCGUAAAUCCCAAGCAGAGAUUAUGAAGGAGCGUGAGGAUGAAUGUUUCAGCUGUGGGGAUGGAGGGCAGCUGGUUUCCUGUAAGAGGCCAGGCUGCCCAAAGGUGUACCAUGCUGACUGCCUCAAUCUGACCAGGCGUCCUGCAGGGAAAUGGGAAUGCCCUUGGCACCAGUGUGACGUGUGCAGCAAAGAGGCAGCUUCCUUCUGCGAGAUGUGCCCCAGGUCCUUUUGCAAGCAGCACCGAGAGGGCAUGCUCUUCAUCUCUAAACUGGACGGACGCCUGUCCUGCACAGAACAUGAUCCAUGCGGACCUAACCCUCUAGAGCCAGGAGAGAUUCGUGAGUAUGCGCCUUCCACAGAAUCGGCAGCUGGCUGCCAAAACACUCAGCCAUCAGACGAGCAGCCUGCGGCUACAGGCCCGAAAUCUCAGCCGUCAGAGAGGCUACCUCUGACUGUGGCCCUGAGGCUGCAACCCUCAGAUAAGCCACCUUCCUCUUCAAUGGCUCUGAGGCUAAAGUCCUCAGACAAGCAGCCUUCCUCUGUCGCGCUGAAGCUGCAGUCCUCAGAUAAAGCACCCUCCACCGUGGCACUGAGGCUACAACCAUCAGACAAGCUGCCCUCCACCCUGUCCCUGAGUUUAAAACCCUCAGACAAAUUGCCCUCCACCCUGUCCCUGAGGUUAAAGCCCUCAGACAAAUUAUCCUCAGCCCUUGCCCUUAGGUUGCAGUCGUCAGAUAAGCCGCUCUCUGCCGUGGCGCUCAGGCUACAUCCCUCAGAAAAAUCGCCCUCCACGGUGGCCCUGAGGUUACAGCCCUCUGAAAAACAGGCUUCUGCUGUUGCCCAGAAGUCACAAUCGUCAGAAAAGCUAUCCUCCACAGUAGCUCAUGAGUCACAGCUAUCAGACAAGCCGGUCACUGGAGAGGCACCAGGACCUCAGGACAAGCCACCUGCUCCGGAGGCAUUGGGACCUCAGACAACAGACAAAAGCUCCACAGUGAAACCCCCAGGAUCCAAGAAGUCAGAACUGUCACCUACUGCAGGCAUACCCAGGUCUCAGAAUUCGGAGGAACCUCCUGUUGCAGAGAUACCAAAGCUCCAGGUGUUGGACAAGCCUGCUGAUCCUGAAUCUCCAAGGCCUCAGCCACUGGACAGGCCCAUUUCUCUUGGCCCAACACCCAAGCCCUCGGGCAAGUCUGUUGCUCCACUGAGCCUACGAUCUCAGCCAGUGGUCAGACCAGUCACCCCCAUAGCCCUGAGGUCUAAACCAUCAGAAAAGCCAGCCACUCCUGUAGUCCCACAGCCACAGCCGCCCAACAGGGUUUCUACCCCAGCAGAUGCUCGGCCCAUGCCAUCAGACAAGCCUUCCACUACCACAGGUCUGAGGCCUCAGCUUCCUUCCCCACUAAGCCUGAGGCCUUUGCUUUCAGAGAAAGCACUGAGGCCUGUUGACCAGAACGCUCAGCCAAAAGAAAGAGGAUCUGUGACUGUGGAGCAGACUCCUCAGCAGAAAGAGCGGACAUCUGUAUCCGAGGAGCAGCCUUGCAGGCCUACAGGGAAAUUUUCGGGCUAUGUUGGGCAAGCAGCCCACCCUCUAGAGAAUUUUCAAAUACACGAACAGACCCCUUGGCAUAGCGCGAAAGGACUGCAAUCGGUGGAGCAAUCGCUUUGGACAGCUGAGAAACUGCAGUCUCCUGAGCACAGUCUUUGCUCAGGCCAAGAAGCCGCAUCUGCACCUUCCACGGAGCAGCCAUUUUGGCCCACAGAUAGAUUGUGUGCAUUUGAACAACCCCUUUGGCCUGCAAGAGAAGCUCCACUGCCUUCUGGACAGGCAUCGUGGCUGCCCAGAAACAUUCAAACGUUGGAGCAGAUCUCGUGGCUCUCUGGGAAAGCACAAACACCUGUGGGGCAGGACAUUUUGCCUUUGUCUGAACAAAACGUGGUGCUAGUACUGAACCAGGAUUCCCCUGGCCAUGAACCUACUGAGUCUAAACCUUAGUGAAGCCAGUUCGAGGCCAGACGGGUCACUAUUUUUGUUUUGUUUGUUUUUUUAUUGUAUGGGGAAGGGUAUUUUGUUUCUUGGGUUGUUUUUUAAAAAAAAAUUCACUUCCCCAGAUCCUUGACCUUCCAACAUCCCACCCAAACUACCCACCUACAUUUACCUAAAUCCGAACGAUGCCCAGCCAAGCAGCAAGAAUGUAGAUGGCUUGUUCCGUCUUCAUUUUGGAAACAAUAAAGCUGAAAUAAAGGAA